ACUCGUGGGUUAAAGGUGGAGAGAAAAGCUCUGUGAGGAGUCAGUGCCGUGGCUCACGGAACAGAGAUGGAGAUCCUCUCCGCGUUAGUCUCCGCCGUUUUGGUUUGUGUAGUGAGUACAGCGGUCCCUCAUGAUGAUAUACACUGGACAUACAAAGAGGGAGCGUUGGACCAGAUGCACUGGCCAACUAAGUACCCUGCGUGUGGUGGCAAAAAGCAGUCCCCAAUUGACAUCCAGAGGCGCAGCGUGAGGCACAACCCAGACAUGUUGCAGCUUGAGCUCAGCGGAUAUGAUGCUCAGAAAGGAAAAUUCCUCAUGUCUAACAACGGACACUCAGUUCAAAUCGACCUCCCUCCCUCUAUGAUGAUCACCAAGGGACUCCCAGGAAAGUACACAGCUGUCCAGAUGCACCUGCACUGGGGUGGCUGGGACCUGGAGGCCAGUGGAGCAGAGCACACCAUCGAUGGCAUCCGCUACAUGGCAGAGCUCCAUGUUGUCCAUUACAAUUCUGACAAGUACAAGAGCUUCAGUGAAGCCAUAGAUAAACCGGACGGGCUGGCAGUACUUGCCUUUUUCUAUGAUGAUGGUCAUUUUGAGAACACCUACUAUAGUGAUUUUAUCUCAAACCUGGACAAAAUCAAGUAUACAGGUCAGUCCAUGACCAUAUCGAGCAUAAAUGUCCGCGCCAUGCUCCCAGAGAACCUCAACCAUUUCUUCAGAUAUGAGGGCUCCCUCACAACUCCCCCUUGUUACGAGAGCAUCACAUGGACUGUGUUUGAUACACCCAUCACUCUUUCACAUAACCAGAUCAGAAAACUGGAGAGUACCCUCAUGGAUAUAGACAACAAGACCCUAUGGAAUGACUACCGCAUCGCUCAGCCUCUCAACGACCGGCAGGUGGAGUCUUCAUUUCUGCCGCGCCUCGGGAAAGGAACAUUUUGUAGGCAAGAUGAGAUAGAGUCCAGGCUGCUGAGGAUCGAGGGUUUGAUAACGUCUCUUGGAAAGAACAUGCAUUCAGGAGGAUCUUACAGCUCAAGACCUUCCAGACAUGAACAUCGAGAUCUGUUUCCAUUGGUGUUCAACUUCCCGGAGAAGAGUUCAGAGAGCUAUGCCUUGGCCCGCCUCAACAAUCCCAUGGAUCUGGACUCCUUCACCGUCUGCAUGCAUGUCUUUCCUCAAGUUGCAGGAGUCCACACCGUCAUUUCUUACUCCAGCCAUGGCAGUGACAACGAGCUGAUGAUCUCCAUCAGUGAGGACUCAAAUGCAAGAGAGGUGGGCCUCUGGAUUGGCAAUGAGUUUGUUAACUUGCCAUACAACUUUAAGCCCCAAGACUGGACCAACUACUGCAUCACCUGGUCAUCCCACACUGGCGGGGCAGAUCUCUGGAUUAAUGGCAUGGUAGGGGAGCAAAGGUACUUGAAGAGCGGUUACACAAUUAGCCCUGGUGGUGUGUUCAUUCUAGGCAAAGACCAGGAUGGACUACUGGGAAUCUCUAACUCAGAUGCUUUCGUGGGUAAGAUGACUGAUGUCAACGUGUGGGAUUAUGUGCUGACAACGGCAGAUAUCCGGGAUCAGAUGUCAUGUGAGCGUAACAGCACUGUGAUGGGCAAUGUGUUCAGUUGGGGAAGCACCAAAUUUAGUCUGUAUGGAGGGGUGCAGCUGGACAGCGAGUACAGAUGCAAGAUGUAGCUUUGUCCUGCUAUAAGCUAAAAAAAAAUGCUGCAAUAAACUAAAAUACCACUGCUGAUGAUGUGGGCUUUAAAAUGUUUAUGGUAUGUUUAAUAAAGGAUAAAAUGUAUGUUAAAGCUUUAUCCGUGUAUUCAUAUCUUUACAUCUUCAAUAAAGUUUACAAAAGA
Messenger RNA from Melanotaenia boesemani (Boeseman's rainbowfish), 1856 nucleotides. It is a transcript of the gene ca6, whose product is annotated as carbonic anhydrase VI. Gene Ontology annotation, molecular function: carbonate dehydratase activity; zinc ion binding. The transcript is spliced from 10 exons. NCBI's taxonomy places the organism in Eukaryota, Metazoa, Chordata, Actinopteri, Atheriniformes, Melanotaeniidae. Bases 67 to 1689 code for a protein of 540 amino acids. The record is from RefSeq and is a predicted model, not a curated record.